Messenger RNA from Owenia fusiformis, 1653 nucleotides. The record is from the annotation of a GenBank genome assembly. NCBI's taxonomy places the organism in Eukaryota, Metazoa, Annelida, Polychaeta, Sabellida, Oweniidae.
UCAAAUAAUUGCACUCUCUUCACUUUAGCAAAAAUUUAUCUAAUCUCGAGGUACUUGUUUAUUCGCAUCGAGGCGAGACUUCGAAUUCCCACAGAAAAAAGAUUGUCGAAAAGUCACCAACAUUUUCCUGCUUUCAGCCCCUUAUUGCGCCAGUAAAAUGGUCCUUAGAUGAACAGAAUUCAAGAAUGACAAUAACUCCACAAAUAAUGGAUAUAAAUGAAGACCAAAAGCCUAGAUUUUUGGUGUACUCCAAGAUGGAGAAGUUGAUACAAGACAUGCAACAUCCAGAAACGGGCGUCAGUGUUCGAUGUCAGAAAAUAUUUCUUACCACCAUACCCUGCGCAUUCACCGGGCUGGACCUGGUUGAAUGGUUGUCACGGCGACUUCGGGUAUGUGACAACAACGAGGCAAUACAUAUCGCAACACACCUAUGCCAACAUGGGUACUUUUUCCCAGUGACAGAAAUGCGUAAUCUAGUUGUUAAAGAUGAUCAAACUUUAUACAGAUUUCAGAGUCCUUACUUUUGGCCAUCACAGAAUUGGCAACCAGAUAAUGUAGACUAUGCCAUUUAUCUCGCUAAACGAACACUUCGAAACAAACAAAAACAUGGCCUCGAAGAUUAUGAACAUAGCGCAUUUAACAAGCUUCAGAAAAUGUUAUGUGAUAAAUGGGAGUUCAUAUAUAUGCACGCAGAGGAGCAAGUCAGGUUAGCAAAGGAUAGGAAGAAAGCUGACAAGGUUGUGCUAGACAGUCAAGAGAGAGCAUUUUGGAGAGUCAAUAAACCACCUCCUGGUAGCAUUAGACUGGGGGAAGAGGGGGUCAGAAGGAACCACAAACCAUCUCAGAUGAAUCUCCGCAAGAAGAAAAAUUGCGAAAGCUAUAAAAAAGAGAUAGACUACCUACAACAGUGUACAACAAGACCUAAAAUGAAGACCUCAAAAGCAACAGAGAGUUUGUUGGCAAGAUGUGAGCAGUUUAGUGAACAUGACCCCUGGUUGGGUGGGGCUCAACCAUCGAACCCCUGGGUGACAGAAGACACAACUAUGUGGAUGCUCAACACAGUGUUGGUGGACAGCCCAACUGAGAGACGUGUCAAAAGAUGGGGCUUCUGCUUCAAUGAACUGCUGUCAGACGCCACAGGAAAACAUGAAUUUGAGGUUUUUCUGAAAAAAGAAUUCAGUCAAGAAAAUAUCUGGUUUUGGUUGGCGUGUGAAGAUUUGAAAUAUUCACCAAGUAGUAAAGUCCAAGAAAAAGUUAAAGCAAUAUAUAGGGAAUUCCUGGCUCCUGGUGCGCCUUGUGAGAUUAACAUUGAUAGCAAGACCAUGGAGAAAACCCAACAGAAUUUACAGUCACCUUCAAGGUUUACGUUUGAUGAAGCUCAGGCCCACAUCUACUCCCUUAUGAAGAAGGAUAGUUAUGCCAGGUUUCUACGUUCAGACCACUACAAGUCUUUAUUACUCAAUGCUCUACAACCCAAUUCUAUUAAGAAAAAGUUCUCAUUAGCCAACGUAUUUCAAACGAUGGGUCGGAGAAAAAAAUCAUCCCCGAUGUUGCUACGGCAACGUAGUCACAGUUUUAAUGACCUGAAUGCUGGAUCACAUUGGCAACAGUUGCGAAUAGCAAGAUCUGGGGUGGAUGCUUUCUCAUCAUCAA